GUACCCACCCUCCCCUCCCUAUUCUCCCAUACGCAGUUACGCACCACAAUGUUCACACUCGAUUUUUUCCCUCUCUCUUUCUUGAAUUUUUUAUUUUCCUGGAAAAUUCAAGCCCAAGGGGAGACAAGUGCGUCAGAGACGAACCCGAUCAACAUUCAUCUCGUACACAUACAGAGGUAGGAAGAGAGAAGUCAAGAGUGUGUCAUUGAGAUUUGCGACGAGAGAGAAGAUCUCGAGCAGAUCAGGGUGAUUUAAAGCAGAGGCGGCGAGAAUUUAUUGAUAUGAUAUGAGAGCUUUUUAGAGAGAGAUUAACGCCGCUGGCAACUCUCUCUCUAUCCUCUUUUCUUACCCAUUUCUCUCUGACGCCAUAUUUUCAUACUCUGACGCCAUUUCUCCUUCCCUCCAUGCAAGGCUGGUUUUUUUCUUUUAAGCUUUCCUGACUGUUUAAUUAUUAUUUCUCGCUAGUUUUUCCACAUCUACUUGAUUUUCUUACUUGAAUUUUUCCACUAUUCUCUUUCUCUGGGUUCGGUUGAGGGCACCCACCAUUGUUCUCUCUGGUUGGCUGUUGUGAGCGUAAUCAGACAUCAACGUGUCAUUAAGGGGAGGAAAUCAGUGGGGACAGCGUGAAAUUCGAGGUGUUAGUGUGAAGGCAGAGGCUGUCUUUGUCCAAUGUGUAUUAUGGUCUGCUGGUAGUGUGUUUCAUAGGGAGGGACAGAUAGAAAUCUCCAUAAGAACCCGCCAUUUCGGGUCUGGGUUUUGAGAUUGUGCCUGGCUGGAGAAACGUCUCCAAAUUUGUCAUCUGAUAAAUAGGGAAAAUUGGUGCUGUGGUGGUAUGGGCAGUUUCAGACAAUACAGUGGCUUAGUUUGUAUACUUUUGUGAAGGUUCUAUUGUGGUUUUUGGCUAUUCGUUAGGGUAAUUUGGGGAUAGAAAAAAAAUGAAGUUUAUGAAGUUGGGGUCGAAGCCUGAUGCGUUUCAAGCAGAAGGCAAAUCCAUCAGGCAGGAUGCUGUUUCCAUUGUAUGAACUCAUCGUGAUCAAUGUGCUCAUGCAGGUAUGUGUCAUCUGAGCUGGCUACAGAUGUCAACAUAAAUGUUGGUGAAGUUAAGUUUUACCUCCACAAGUUUCCUAUCUUGUCAAAAAGUAAUCGCUUGCAAAAACUAGUGUUGAAAGCUAAUGAGGAGAAUUCUGAUGAAAUUAAUAUGCUUGAUUUUCCUGGUGGGCCAAAGGCUUUUGAAAUUUGUGCUAAAUUCUGCUACGGAAUGACUGUUACUCUCAAUGCUUACAAUGUAGUAGCUGCUCGUUGUGCAGCUGAGUACCUUGAGAUGACUGAGGAUAUUGAACGAGGGAACCUUAUUUUCAAAAUUGAGGUAUUUCUGAACUCCAGUAUUUUCCGAAGCUGGAAGGAUUCCAUCAUUGUUCUUCAAACCACGAAAUCUCUUCUGCCUUGGUCUGAAGAUCUGAAGAUUGUGGGAAGAUGCAUAGAUUCUAUUGCGUCUAAAACCUCUGUGGAUCCUGCAAACAUUACUUGGUCAUACACAUAUAAUAGAAAGUUAUCAGUGCCUGAUAAAAUAGUUGAAGAUGGUAUUAAGUUUCGAGAGAAAAUUGAAUCUGUUCCAAGGGAUUGGUGGGUUGAAGAUAUGUGUGAGCUGGAUGUUGAUCUCUACAAGCGAGUUAUGAUUUCUGUUAAAUCAAAGGGAAGAAUGGAUGGUACAGUUAUUGGGGAGGCACUGAAAACUUAUGCAGUCAGAUGGUUGCCAGAUACAUUUGAUGAAAUGGUUUCUGAUGGUUGUACUUGGAAGUACAAAUAUCUGGUGGAAACACUGGUUUGUUUAUUGCCUUCGGACAAGGGUGUAGGCUGUCCAUGUAGUUUAUUGCUGAAAUUGUUGAAAAUUGCCAUAUUUGUUGGAGUGGAUGAUUUGCCUAGGGAAGAUUUGGUAAAGAGAAUCAGUUUAAAGUUGCAUGAGGCCUCUGUUAACGACUUGCUGAUCCCAGCACAGUCCCCUCAAACCACAUUAUAUGAUGUGGAAUUGGUAAAAUGCCUUGUGAAUCGUUAUAUGACAAAUGAGAAGUAUAGUCAAGAUUUGAGUGUUGAGAAGAAUGACGAUGAUUUUGUUUUGUGGCAUGGGCAUGGAUACGUGUUGGAUGUUGGAAAAAUAAUUGAUGGAUAUCUUUCAGAAAUUGCAAAUGACCCAAAUCUCACCCUUGUCAGUUUUAUUGACUUGUCACAAUCUAUUCCCGAGUCUGCUAGACCAACUCAUGAUGGACUGUACAAAGCCAUUGACACCUAUCUAAAGGAGCAUCCCAGUUUGACAAAGGCUGAAAGAAAGAAGAUAUGUGCACUGAUGGAUGUCAAGAAACUGACAACAGAUGUAUCAACGCAUGCUGCACAGAAUGAGCGGCUCCCGCUUCGUGUUGUGGUCCAAGUUUUAUUUUUUGAGCAGGUCAGAGCAAGUGCUGGUGUUCAAGCUCUUAAAAACAAUACACGUGAUGCUUCAAAUUCAAUGACAAACACGGAUGAAGAAUGUGAGAAGACAGCAGCAGAUGAUAACAACUAUCUCAAGAGACAGAUGAGUAAACUGAAGAUAAAAGAUGAAGAAUUCCAGAAAAACGGAAAACUGAUGAAGAAAAACAGCAAGAACAACAAAAGUGGCAUGCAGUUGCUGCCAUCUCGAUCAAGGAGAAUAUUUGACAAGUUGUGGGUCAUCGUUAAAGGGCAUGGAGAGAACAGAAGCUCAGAGACAUCUGGGAGUUCACAGAGCGCAACAUCAAUGGUUCCAGGGGACACCAAGUCCUCUGGUUCAUCCUCAAGACAAAGGAGACAUUCUAUCUCCUAAGAGAGGAAUUCAAACUUCAUCAGCAGUAAACCGUGAAUGAAAACUAAAAUCUGUUUCAAGUGUAAAAAGUGGUAGGAUUUUUGUUUUAGUUGAUAAUGAUGGGUUUAUCUUUUUUAUCUUUAUCCUAUCCGGAAAAAUGUAAUAAUUUUUUUUCCUUUUUUAUUGGGUUUUUUCGUGGGGGCUGGCUAGUGUCUAACAUCUGUUGGUUCCAUUAUCAAGAUUAUAUAUGUCUAAUGUGAAUCACGUAGGUUAUCCCAGAAAUAUUGAAUAUUGUUCAUGUAGUAAAAGUUUUUGGGCUUCUUAUUAUGAA
This is a messenger RNA of Hevea brasiliensis (rubber tree), 3143 nucleotides long. Its product is annotated as BTB/POZ domain-containing protein NPY1-like. The coding region runs from base 1037 to 2833 and encodes 598 amino acids. The record is from RefSeq and is a predicted model, not a curated record. The transcript has 4 exons. Gene Ontology annotation, molecular function: protein binding. Lineage: Eukaryota; Viridiplantae; Streptophyta; Magnoliopsida; Malpighiales; Euphorbiaceae.